Messenger RNA from Podarcis lilfordi (Lilford's wall lizard), 273 nucleotides. The record is from the annotation of a GenBank genome assembly. Lineage: Eukaryota; Metazoa; Chordata; Lepidosauria; Squamata; Lacertidae.
AUGGCGCUGCCCACCCCCAGAGCUGGUUCUUGGAACAAAGUGCACCAACCCUUUGCACAAGCAAACAUUGUGAAUGCCCAGCAGAGAGACCAUGGGAUUUUCACCAGAGAGGUGCUGAAGUGGAACUAUGACAUGUUUGCAAACUUUAAACUGUUUGGGCCACCAAGCCAUCUCCUUCAGUCUAUUGUUGCCCCUGUCACAGCCAAGUUUGAGGAUUACAAUGACUACUUCAAUACUUUCUUCCCCUUAAUGAUGCUAAAUGCAUUUGAAACG